This is a messenger RNA of Saccostrea echinata, 2905 nucleotides long. RefSeq names its product dnaJ homolog subfamily A member 4-like. Gene Ontology annotation, biological process: response to heat; protein refolding. Gene Ontology annotation, molecular function: Hsp70 protein binding; ATP binding. The transcript has 6 exons. The coding region runs from base 115 to 1317 and encodes 400 amino acids. Lineage: Eukaryota; Metazoa; Mollusca; Bivalvia; Ostreida; Ostreidae. Gene Ontology annotation, cellular component: cytosol; cytoplasm. The record is from RefSeq and is a predicted model, not a curated record.
AGGAACUCUCUAGAAACCUCUGUAUAUGUUGUAAUCCUAGUGACGAAAGAGAGAGUAAUCUAGAAUAAAAUCUUCUUUGUGUGAAGAAAUUUUAAUUUCCAGGAGAUUUGAGAAAUGGUAAAAGAGACUGGUUAUUAUGACAUACUUGGUGUCAAGCCAACUGCCCAACCAGAUGAAAUCAAGAAGGCUUACAGGAAACUGGCAUUGAAAUAUCAUCCAGAUAAAAAUCCAGAUGAACCGGAAAAGUUCAAGUUGAUCAGCCAGGCCUAUGAAGUUUUAUCUGAUCCAAAGAAACGUGAUAUUUAUGACGAAGGCGGGGAGGAGGCCAUUAAAGGGGGAGGAAGUGGGGGUGACUUCCACAACCCCUUUGACAUUUUUGAUAUGUUCUUUGGUGGUGGGGGAGGAAGAAGAGGUCAAAGGGGGCCAUCAAAGGGGAAGAAUGUUGUUCAUCAACUCCAGGUCAGUUUAGAGGACCUGUACAAUGGAGCCACCCGGAAACUGGCCCUAUCCAAAAAUGUCAUCUGUGAUAAAUGUGAAGGUCGUGGUGGUAAAGAGGGUGCUGUACAGAAGUGCACAAACUGCAAAGGAACCGGAAUGCAGAUCAAGAUUCACCAGUUAGGACCGGGAAUGGUUCAACAGAUCCAGACGGUCUGCAAUGAGUGUUCCGGUAAAGGAGAAAAUAUCAAUCCUAAACACCGGUGUAAAACCUGUCUCGGAAAAAAGGUCAACAGAGAGAGGAAGAUUCUAGAGGUUCAUAUUGAUAAAGGUAUGAAAGACGGUGAGAAUAUUCGGUUUGCCGGAGAAGGGGACCAAGAGCCAGGAUUAGAGCCGGGUGACAUCAUCAUUGUUCUGGACGAGAAACCGCACGACGUCUUCCAGCGGCGGGGACAAGACCUGGUGAUGACCAUGGAGCUUGAAUUGGUGGAGGCACUGUGUGGCUUCCAUAGGACAAUCACAACACUGGACAAAAGAACCCUUGUCAUUUCCACUAUACCUGGUGAAGUUGUGAAAACCAGUGAUCUCAAGUGUGUAAUGAAUGAAGGAAUGCCCAUGUACAAAAACCCAUUCGAAAAGGGACGACUGAUUAUUAAAUUUGAAGUGAAAUUUCCCAAAAACAUGAAAAUUGAAAAAAUUCCAGAGUUGGAAAAAAUAUUGCCACCGCGUAAAGAACCCAUAAUUCCAGAUGGUGCCGAGGAACAUGAUUUGACGGAGUUUAAUCCCGAGGAAUAUGAACAUCAGCGUCGACGAGAGGCUUACGAGGAUGAUGACGAUGAUGACAUGCACGGGGGUCAAAGAGUUCAAUGUGCAUCUCAUUAAUGAUGAAAAAUGGGGAGGGUGGGAGUGAUGUUUGAUUAUUUUAAAGGAAUUCAAAAAAUUACUGUAUAAAGAUGUAAAAAUGUGUGUUGUGUGUGAAUGUUAAAUUGUUUAAAUCUUUUUGAAAAUGUGAUGAAAUUUCUUUUUCAUUACAUGAUUUGUUGAUUUUAAGACCUUAAAUUCAUCUCUUUUUUUUGUGUCUGCUCUUUCUUUUUAUUUCAGCAGUAGGAUAUUGUGUCAGUUUUGAUCUGCCUUUGAAGCACAUGUAGAUAAAAUCAUUUUUUAUUUAAAUUCUUUAUUUAAAUUAUGGAUUCUGCACAAUGUACAUGUCUAUGUGGUAAUGGCAUUUGAGAAUGAAACUGUGUUUUAUUUCAAGGUAGUAUGAACUAUAGAAUGGUAAAGCUAAAACUUAAAGCAACUUUUGUGCAUGUUAGAUGUGGAUACCAACUUAAUGAUCUUUUUCACAAAUUGUUAACUAAAAUUUGAAAUUUGAAACCCAAUACAUACAUGUAUGUUUGUGAAACUUUCUGUAUGUCAUGUACAAUUUUUUCAAUAAUUGAAUUUAUCGUUUAAUAUAAUAAUAAGGAUGUUUUUUUAAAGUAUUUUGUCAAAAUGACAUAUUGUUUUCGUUUUUGUUGAAAAUAAUUAGUUCAAUCAGUCUCUAAUUCCUUAGACUAGUCUCUGAUUAAGUGUUAUGUAUAGGAUUUCAAUUUAUCUAUCUGAAAUUUGCCCAUUGAGGAUGACUAAAGGCAAAAUCAAGGAGGGAACAGAUUUUUUCAGGAACUUUUGAUUUCACCAUUCAGUAGUUUCUUUAGGAACAUACAUUGUUUUUCAUUUAAUUAAAAAAAAAAGAAAGCUAUCUUGAUAGAUUUUGAAUAAAAAAAGUUUUUAUGUUGUACAUGUACAAGGUAGGAUUGAAGGAAGAUUCUUUUAUAUUUCCAACAUAAAAAAAAUUAAAACAGAAACAUAAAUUUUCUUUACAAUACGUAUGAAUUUUACUUUAAUUUUAAUUCUGUGCAUCAAAUUUGGUGGAUUUAGAUUCUUGUUUUAAAAAAAAAUCUGUCAUUCUCGUAAAUUUUGGUUCAAAUAUGCAGGUAUCAGUGCACUGACAUAAUAAAAAGUGGACCUUGUUGCCAUGUGCAGAUCUUUGUUUAAUUUUUUGACAAUAUAUGUAAUUCUGUGAAUUAGAAGAUGAGAUAUGUUGAGUAAGAUACCUGUUUAAAUGUACAUGUAACUGUGGCAAAGAAAAACUUGGUUAUAAUUGUAAAAAUAGACCAAUGCAUUUCAUCAUAACUGCUGUAUGAAUAUACUUAAAAUGUUUCAGAAAUUGUUAUACAUGGAGAAUGUACACGAAGGGAGAUUAAAUUGGAUCGAGCAAAUAUGAAAAAAAAGAGAUGUUAUUCAAGAUGCAUUUAAAAGAAAACUAUAUUAGGUCCAUCUGUGAUACAUACAUUUAAAGAUCUUGCAGCAGUUAGUAUAAGGUAUGUUGAAGGGAAUUUGAAGAGUUUGUUUUAUACCAUUUAUUGUGAAAAUGAAAGCUUUCUAGAAAUAUGUUGAAAGCAAAAAUGUGAAGAAUAAAUAAUAUAUUGAA